UCUUGACCUCCUUCCCUCAGCAAGGUCUCACUCAUUCUCCGCGGUACCCCCACAACAAUGGCAACGAAUCUCUACGAAGUCCUCGAUUUGCAUCCCAAUGCAACCCCGGAAGAAAUUCGUAAGGCGUAUAAGAAGAAGGCCUUGAAGACACAUCCCGACAGGCUUUCUCCUGAUGCCACACCUGCUGAAAAACAACACUCUGCAGAGAAAUUCCGCCAGGUAAACAAUGCCUACGAGGUCCUGAUCGAUGUUGAGAAACGAAGAGUCUAUGAUUUACAUGGCUCUUACCCACCGCCGGAGGUUCCGCCUCCUCCCCCACCAAGGACGGGCCACGAGGGCUAUAGAUCCCAGCCUCGUUAUCGCUCAUCGUCUCCAUCCCCUUAUGAAGAUACGGGCUUUCCGGAUCCAUUUGUAUUCACUGAUCCCUUCGUCCUUUUCGACAAUUUCUUCAAUACUCAAUCUCAUCAUCGUCCGCACGAUUAUGAGCCUCGGCGAAGUUUCACAGAUGUUUCGUAUUUUGAUGAUGAUCCAUUUGCUUCCCGUCGCCGUAAUGGCAUCAAUAUUCUCUUGUCCGGCAUGGGUGGCGGUCUUUUCUCGAUCGGAAGAUCCAUGCAACAGCAUGCCCUUUCACGCCCUGCAUUUGAAACCUCGCGGGCAUCACGUUUCUCGGUGGGUGGUGGAGGUCAACGAGGUUGGACAAGUGAGAGUACUGUGACACAAACCAUUAAUGGUGUGACCCACAGUCGCCGCAAGCGAAGAGACUGGGAUGGUAAUGAACACGUUACUAUAACAUAUCCUGAUGGAAGGACAAUUUACACGCUCAAUGGUGUCGAGCAACCUCAGUCGCAAGCUGUCGAACCUCCUUCUCGUGGUUAUAUUGCACCUUCACUCCCAGGUAGUGUUCCACCUCCGCCUGUUCUUCAAUCUGGCAUGCCGCCGCCGCCGCCAUAUUCAAGUCGUCCGAGUUCAUACCAUAACCCUGAAGUGAACGCCGGGCACUCUGCUCCUGUUCCAGACCCAGCCUACUCGGACGGUCAUGAAACUGCGCGCACACGGUGGCGUCACGGCGGUACAUGAGGAUGCCUAGACUUCUCCCUUGUCCUGCUGUAUACACGUUGAACUGGCUCUGUUAUAUAUAUGAUCGGUGGAAUUCUUGAAUGUUAUCUAGCUAAUCGCUUCGUCCUGUAAUACUUACCACACUCUUUUUGUACUUGCUUCCCACUUUACUUAUGACAAUGUAUGUCUGCAUUUGUAUGCCGUAGUUGAUGAGAAUAUAU
Desarmillaria tabescens is the source of this 1277-nucleotide messenger RNA. RefSeq lists its product as uncharacterized. Lineage: Eukaryota; Fungi; Basidiomycota; Agaricomycetes; Agaricales; Physalacriaceae. The transcript is spliced from 6 exons. The coding region runs from base 58 to 1077 and encodes 339 amino acids. The record is from RefSeq and is a predicted model, not a curated record.